Molecule: messenger RNA, 1680 nt
Organism: Olea europaea var. sylvestris
Lineage: Eukaryota; Viridiplantae; Streptophyta; Magnoliopsida; Lamiales; Oleaceae
Product: guanine nucleotide-binding protein-like NSN1
Cellular component (GO): nucleolus
Molecular function (GO): GTP binding
Source: RefSeq, a predicted model, not a curated record
GGACCCAGUUUCAAUCCCAAAACCCUAAUCUUGCUCAUUUCCUCAAACCCUAAGCCCCUCAGUUCUCUCCCCACCUUUGUAUCUCUACCAGGCCAAGCUCGAACUUUCAAGCAUGGUCAAGAGAAGCAAAAAGAGCAAGAGCAAGAGGGUGCCGUUGAAGAAGAAGUACAAGAUAAUACGGAAGGUAAAGGAGCACCAAAAAAAGAAGGCAAAGGAGGCCAAGAAAUUGGGCAUAAACAAGAAGCCUAAGGCAGAGAAGGACCCCGGAAUCCCCAAUGAUUGGCCCUUCAAGGAACAGGAACUCAAAGCCCUCGAGGCUCGCCGCCAACGCGCCAUCCAGGAACAGGAGGAGAAGAAAGCCGCUCGAAAGGAGAGGGCUCAAAAGAGAAAAUUGGGGCUAUUGGACGAUGACGAAUUGAAAGAUGAGAGUUCUGUUGGAGAGGGGAAAAUCAGUGAGAAUUCCACUGUAUUGGCUAAGAAACAAGACCACUCAGAGAGGGCUUUCUAUAAGGAGUUGGUCAAAGUCAUUGAAGCUUCUGAUGUCAUUUUGGAGGUGCUUGAUGCUCGAGAUCCCCUUGGCAGCCGCUGUAUUGACAUGGAAAACAUGGUGAUGAAAGCAGGACCUGAAAAACAUCUGGUUUUGCUUCUCAAUAAAAUUGAUCUUGUUCCAAGAGAAGCUGCUGAGAAGUGGCUCAAGUAUUUUCGAGAGGAAUUACCCACUGUUGCUUUUAAGUGCAGUACCCAGGAGCAGAAAUCUAACCUUGGGUGGAAAUCCGGUCCUAAGUCCAGAAAGACUGGAAAAACCGGAAACGCUAGCACUAUUCUGAAAACAAGCGAUUGCCUUGGAGCUGAAACGCUUAUAAAAUUGCUGAAGAACUAUUCAAGAAGCCAUGAGAUCAAGAAAUCUAUUACUGUAGGGGUUAUUGGUCUGCCUAAUGUUGGUAAAAGUAGUCUAAUCAACAGUCUAAAACGUUCUCAUGUUGCUAAUGUUGGUGCAACUCCUGGGUUGACAAGAUCUAUGCAAGAAGUUCAGCUGGAUAAACAUGUAAAAUUAUUGGACUGCCCUGGGGUCGUGAUGCUUAAAUCUGUUGAGAAUGAUGCAUCUGUUGCUCUUCGAAAUUGCAAGAGAAUCGAAAAAUUAGACGAUCCAAUUGUUCCAGUAAAGGAAAUACUCAAACGAUGUCCAGAAAGAGUUUUGGUAACAUUAUACAAGGUUCCUAGCUUUGAUUCAGUCGUGACCAAUAGCAGGCAAAACAAGAAGCUAUACACCGAGGAAGGCAUGCUGAACACCAAGUUGAGAAAGGCGGAGAAAAAAAGACGUAAAAAGGAAAACAAAUCAUCUGCUAUGGAACAUGACAUGGACAAUGAUUAUGAUUUUAAGGUUGAUUAUGCUAGGAAGGAGUCUGCUAUGGAUGUUGGUGAUGAGGAUGACAAAGCUGAUGAUACCAAUCAAAACAAAUUCGAGUUGCCCACUGGAGUUGAAUUGGAUAAAGAUUGACAAAAUUGAGGGGAAAAAUGGAUGCUACCAAUGGAGAAAAUUUGUCAUUGCCUUAGUUGAGCAACGGUAUUGUAUUUAUAUAAUUUUGAAAGUUUUAUUGCUUUACGAAUUUUGAAAUUUUACGUGAUUCAAACAGUUGAGACGGCUUGCGUUAAUUAUCUAUGAAAGACACUUCCGAACUA